Molecule: messenger RNA, 6239 nt
Organism: Cinara cedri
Lineage: Eukaryota; Metazoa; Arthropoda; Insecta; Hemiptera; Aphididae
Source: the annotation of a GenBank genome assembly
UUCCUCAUUAAAUUUGACUUUUACUUCCAUGAUGCCAACAAUUUCACGAUCGUAUCUCGUCAUUCUGACAACGUGUAUAGUUUCUGAACACUUAACGACACGUAAACGCCGAACUAUCGUCGACUGUCGAGUAACGGGACGUGCUGACCGAAACGUCAAUACAUUUGUACACGGUGCUUAUUGCUUGUUGCCUUCCACGUACAUUUUACGUAUUUCCUCUGUUUCGUUCAGUUGACAUUUCAGUUGCAAUAAUAUCGAGAAGCCGAAAAUGGUAAGAUUUGUAUUAGCAUUCACUAUAAUAAUAUUUAAUUAUUUAUUAGGUAGGUACAGUUAAAUUUUACAAUAAAUAUUACUUGUUCAUUUCAAUGUAGGUACCUAUUGUUUUUUUGGUCAAAAGUACAAUGAGUACUAAUAUAUUCAUUAAUAUUCCUUAUAAUCGUCAUGCGAUCAAAAAAAAAAAAAAAUGUUGUUUUCAUUGUAAAUUUCCUUUUUAUUCAAUUGUUGUAAACCAUACAAUUUUAGUUUUUGUAAUAGUAGCUGUCGUUACAUAUUACCAAGUGCUCAAGUUAGUUAAAACUCGUGUUGGAAAUCACAUUUGUCAUUUAAUAUAGCGCAACAUAAUAAUAAUACAAUGAAACUUUUAAAAAUACCAAUUUGUUAUUAUAAAUUAACAAACAAUGAAAAAUGUUAUGGAACAUACUUAUAUCACCCAUGUAAGUAAUAUGGGUCAUAUGGUAAUGUAUAUAAUAUGGUCAUUAAAAAAAAAAAAAUGUUCAAUGCUUUUUUGGUAUACACUGUAUACUUAAAUUACCACAUUUAAAAAAAAAUUAUAUAAUUAUUUAUUUAUCCAAACUUAUACCUACUGAACAAAUGACCAAUACAAUUUGUAUCGAUACAUUUUAGGUUAGGUAAUGUAUAAAAGUCUAUGAAACGGUUUUGUAUAUCUAAAAUAUAUAUUACUUACAUUUAAUGAAUUUAUUAAAAAUUUAUUAAUUUUGUCCUCAUAUUGUGGCCAUAUUGACUUUAUUAAACUUAUUUUAUUUUGAUUUUGAUGUGUAUUAUUAUUAUUAAUUAUUUUAUUGGUUUCCGGCCUUUAAAACUACUCCGUAAAACUAACUAUUUUUUUGUCUUUAGUGGCUUUGGUGGCCAAUUAAUUCUUGGUACACCACUUUUAUAUCUUCACACAAUCUUCUUGUGUAUAUUAUACAGUAUAUCACAUAAUAUUAUGUACUAUACCUACCCAUCAUUUAUGCUCUACAAUUGAUUGAUAGUUUUUUGCCAAAAUGUUAUACGAUAAUUGGAAAAAUUGAAUAGAAUUUAUACCCAUUUUAUUUGUUAUUUUUUUGACAUAAUGUCUAUAUGCCUAGAUUAUAAUUUUCAAUAAUAUUUAAUUGUAUUCAGGUUAAAGAUAUUUUUAUAUGGUACUUUUGUAGUUUUGUCUGUAUUAACUAGUAUACUUUAUAUAUAAUAGUAUAUUUUUAAUUCAGAAUUUAAUAUAUCAUUUUUAUGUAUGUAAUCAAGUUAUGUCAUUAUAAAUUUUACAAAAAGUGCACAAUGAGUGCUAAAGUAAAUUCAAUUUAAUGCACUAAUUACUAUGAACUUUGUCGCUCCAUCACGAACGCAAUAAUUAUUAAUAAUCAUAAAAUAUGGCGUUUGAUUGGUUGGCCCUUAUAGUCUCUGUGGUGAGUAUCUAUUCUAGUUUAGACAAAUAAUUUCAUAUCCCUUUUGGUUACUAUUUAGACAAAGGUAUGUUUCCAACUUUGCGGAAAAUUUGUUGUUCCGUCAUAUCGAUUCAUAAGGCUGGCAGUCAAUCCGUUAUUUCAAAUUAUAGAUUGAUUUCUAUUCAAUCCUCCUUGUAUAAAAUGUUUGAAACCUUGGUAUUAAACUGCAUUCAGUCAUCAAUUAUCAGAAUUAUUAUUCGCUUAACCACAACUUGUAAUUUAGUUUUUAGUAAUUUCUUAUUUGAGUUUUUUCAUGUAGAGUCGCAGGUAGAUGUUGUCUACACAGAUUUUAAUAAAGCAUUUGAUUUUGUGAACCAUUAUAUUUUCAUUAAACUCCUUGAAAAUAGGCGUCAAUGAGUUAAAGUCAUUUUCAGCAUUAUCCAGAGUACCCUAGGGUAAUCACCUGUCUCCUCUUCUGUUUUUGUUAUUCAUCAACAAUGUUAGUCAUGUAUUGCACCACAGUAACCUACCGUAUUUUCCUCUUGACAUGCGUAUUUAUAUGCCUGUAAAUAAUUUAAAUACUGUUGCCAACACCUGAAUGAUUUGAACCCUUUUGUUGAGUACUUCACAUUAUGAUAAACAUAUCUAUGUGUAAAGUAAUACUAAUGACAUUCAGCAGAAAUUGAUCUCCAAUAAUGUAUUCCUAUAAUAUAAUGGGCUCUGUACCUCUAUGAGCAGAUAAUCAUAUAAUUGAUCUUGAUUUUAAAUUUAACAAUUCAAUGGAUCCCAACUCUUAUCAAUAUGAUAUGCUGUAAAGCGUUGAAGAAUCUUGGAUUUAUAAUGAAAAUAACUAAAGUUUUCCCUAAAUUACACGUUAAAGACAUUUUAUUGUGCACUAAUGGGAUCUAUUUUAGAGUAUGUAUCAAUAAUUUGGGACCCACACACUCCUAGUGGAGCCCAAUGAAAAUUCUAGAGAUAUGCUAGCUUUAUUUUAGGCAUCCUAUGUCUCCUUCAUGAGUACACUUCUGUCACAAAGGUUUUUGACCUAGAAUCUUUAGCUGACUAUAUAUGGAUGUUAGCAAGACUUUGUAUAGGUGGUCUGUUAUCCAAUAAAAUGUUCUUUUAUCACUUAAAUAUUUCAACAUCCCUUUAAGCUAUUGAGACACUUAAUGUAUAUUGCCAAUAUGGAUCCCGUCAUUCAUGAUUAAUUAUGUUAUAUUUAAACUACCUAUAAUUUUGUAUAAUAUUUAUUAUCAUUAUUAUUAUAGCAUUUUACUGUUGCUUUAAUUUAAAACUGUUAUUAAAUAAAUACAUAAUCAAAAUGGAUAAAUGAUAUUUUUGGAUUUUAGUUAUUUGGAUUGAUUAAAAUUGUACUCAAAUUGUUUAUUAUUGCAUUAAAAACCCAGAUUAAAUACAUCAUCAUAACACUAAUAUUAUGAUAAUAUCAUAUUCACAAUCAUUAAUAUACAUGAAAUAAAAAUAUAAGUACCUAUAUUAUUUUUAUUUAACCAUGUUAACACUAAAAUUGUAUUUUUCAAAACACUGGCACAUUGUCAGUGAAAAACACAUAUAGUUUCUCUGGAAUUUCACUGUGAACUUUUUAUCAAAUCAAAAGAUCAUAAGUUAUUUCAUUGGACAUUUAAUAUUUGAUACAAUGUUAAAAAAUGCUCUUAUACAAAAGUAAAGUAUUAUGAAAAUACUAGCUGCUUAUUCAAUUAUUAAUUUUACAAAAAAAGUAAUAGGUAAUUAAGUUAACAUAAGUUUAAACUAUUAAGUAUAUAUUUUAUCAUAAAAAGUGAAUUUUUUAUACUGCAAGGUACAAUUAACUGGCAGCUGUUUAUUUAACUCUUAAAUAAACAAAUUCAAAAUUUAGGCAUUACUUAGGUAAAAUAUUUUUAAGACAUGUAACUUUUUUGUGAAAAUCAAGUUGUAAAUAGCUGUAACUAGACAAUUCAAACAUAAAAAUACAUAUUUAUAUAAUUGUAGUAAUUCUUUUAAACUCUGAGAUACCCAUUGUAAUCGAUAAAACUCUAAUGUAUAUUUAUUUUUGUUCAAAUAAUAGAUUUUUUGUUACAUUUAAACUAUUGUAAUAAAAAUACUGUCCUGUACUAAAUUAGUUGAUUAUAAUAAUAAUACAAAUAUUAUAUUUAAAGAUUUAUUAUUAACAAUAAUGUUUUAUGUUUUAGCCUGUAAAUCCUAGUGCAAUGCAGUCGACUAGUGCUGGCCCAAGAUCACCAACAAAACCAGGUGCUUCUAGAACUGCUGGAAAUGUUCUUAGGCAACGGUAAUAAUAUUUCAAUUAUAUUUUUUUAUGCCAAUCACUAAAAAUUUAAUUAUUCUUAGAUUGAUCUCAACUUUUCAUACAUUUUAAUAUAUUUAAAUUAACUAAAACAAUUUAAACAGAGGGAUAAUUAAAACCAAUCCACUAUAUUAAUGUACAUUUACAAUUGAAAUUAUCACCGUCUUAAUGUAUUUAUAUUAGUUACCUAUUAUAAAGAAGAAUUUUGGAUUCUAAGGGGAGCAAGGAAUGUUUACAAUGAUGUUUAUUUUUAUUUAUUUUUUGUGGACAACUUUUAUAUUGUUAAUUUUGCUCCGAUAUUCAAGUAUAGCAAUUUAUCUGAAAGGAAAUCUAACAGGGUGGUACUUUAAGAAGGUCAUUUUUUGAUUUUUUCAGGUAUUUUUUUCAUUAUAAUCGAGGAAAAUUUAUUAUGUUUUCAAUUUUUUGUUUUUAUUCAGUUAAAAAAUAACUGUAAAGACUUGAAAUUAGGAUAAAAAAUGUAUAUUUGCUUUUUCUGAAUGUGGUAAAAUCUUCAAAACAUUUGUAGCAUAUUUGUCUGUCAUAUUGAUGUAAAAUAGGUACAAUAUUAAACAAAUAUUAUUAAAAAAUAUAAAAUGCAUAUGAAACUAUUUUACCAUAGUGUGACAAAGGCAACACUAUUAACCAAACUCCACUCAUAAUCAUUUUUUAAUUAGUAAUGGUUAAUCAUUGCAUACAGAUAUUGAACUAUUUUAAUUUAUUUUCUAGAAAAACGACAGGACCUACUACAUCAGUAAGAAAUCGUAAUACUGGAUCAAAUCAUGGAGGCAUGUGGCGUUUUUACACUGAUGACUCCCCUGGAAUAAAAGUGUAAGAAGUUAUUUAAUAUAAAAUCUUUAAAAAAGAAAAAAAUUUAAAUCAUGAUUUGUGUAUUGUAUAAAAUAUUAAAAAUGUUUAGCAUUGUGUUUAACACAAUUUUUACUUUUGGGCUAAUCUAUAUUGCACAAGUUGAUCUAUUUAAUUUUUUGACAGAUAUAUGACUGUAGUACAUGUUUUAAAAUUGUUACUUAUUAGUUGUGGUUUAAGAUUUUCUAGUAAUACAGAUGUUGUACAUACUACAUAACUCUAACUAGUGUUUUAUGGUAUUAUAAAAUAUAUUUACUUAAUUUUUGCUUAAUUAUAAAAUUGACCAAAGAUAACUUGUAUCUUUCUAAUAAUCUAAUAUAUGAUUUUAUAACAUUUUUAAUGUUAUCUGCACAAUAAGGUGUUUCCAACUGAUAGUUCUUAAAAAUAUUUUUUUAUCAGGAAGUUAAAAUUCAGAAUUUUAAGAAAGAAUCAAAUUAAUGUUCGUUUUGAAUAAUUGAUGAAAACUAUAGAUUUUUUUAUUAUUAUAAUAUGACAUUGAGAUGUACAAUUUACAUAAUUUACUUUACUAUAGAUACUGCUUAUUACUACAGGCAACUAUAGGUAAUAAUUUAGCUAGUAUAUAAGUGUAUGUAUAAAACAAUAAUUUUUUAUGUUUUUGUAAUAUUUUAAAAUCAACUGAUUACUAAGACUAGUGCACACUAAAACUUUUGACUUUGAUGAUUAGUUCACAAUUGUAUUUAAAAGCCAACAAAGGAAUAGAGACUGGCAAAAAAUUGACUUAUUAAAUCCGGAAAAAAUUGCGAUUCCAUUUUGAUUGAAAUUAAUUAUACACACUACACCAUCUUUUCUUAAUAAUAGCACAAGUUAUAAUUUUUUUUAAAUCGUUAUUUGAUAUAAGCAGUGUAAGCAUUUCGAUUGCUGGUAAUUAAAAAUAUUAUCAUUGCUACUAUUAUGAUACCAAAAUUGUAAUAUAAAAACUGUAAUUUCUAACCAUCAUCAAACUAUAUAGUUAAGUUGUAGAAAAUUUGUCUUACAGCAUUCUACAUCUUACUACUUGAUGCAGUAUUUAAAUUAAUAUUGUAAAUUUGACAAAUGUGUACUUUAAUUUAAUUUUAUGUAAAAAUUUGUACAUUUUUAUUAAUUAAUUUUAUUGAAAUUUACCCUCUUUUUCAGAGGUCCAGUACCAGUAUUAGUGAUGUCGCUACUGUUCAUUGCAUCUGUUUUUAUGUUGCACAUUUGGGGAAAAUACAAUAGAGCCUAAAAUUUUAUUUUAUUUAUUUUGUAAAUAAUUUAUAUUAAUAUAUCAUUCCCAUUUUUUUUUUAAUUAUAUCAAUUAUUGAACAAUUAUUCUCAGUUAUCACAUUUAUACAAUUUGUAAUUUUGAUAAUCCAAAUUGAAAAUUAUACAGUACAUUUAUUGAAUAUUUUAAGUUUUCAUGUUUCACAAAAAUAUUA